AUGGCCAAAGGUAAGAAGAAAGCAGGAAAGGCGAGUGGCACGCCAAAAAAGCCUGCAGAGCCAGAGCUUGUCGACAGCGAAACUAAAACGACAUCUGACUCGAUACUUGAAGACCAGGCUUCAAACAUGGAAGAAGUCCUCGACGAUGAACCUGGGGCCUCAAUUGAGGAUGACAAUAAACAAUUGAACGGUGAAAUAUUGCGGUUGCAGAAAGAGAUCGCAGAAUUAAGAGUGCAAGUUCAGUCUCAGCCAGAGACCAACGGUGCAGACGAAAACCUGAGUGCUAAACUCGCACAGGUUCAAGAGGAACGAGAUCACUUUGAGCACCAGUACGACUCGCUUUUGGAUCGACUGUCGUCCAUGAAGUCUGUGUUCAGCAAAAUGCGAGAGUCGCAGGAGGAGCUAGACUCGUGCCAAGAACAAUUACGAGAAUAUGAGUCUCAAAACUUGAGCUUGAGAAACAAAGUCGAUUCAACGAAACGCGAAAAUGAGGAGCUUCGUACUUUGACUGGAACGCUUAAUCAAGAGCUUUCCGGACUUGACGCCGAAAAUGAGAAAUUGUCCCACAAGUGCUCUGAAGCUGAGGACCAAAAUACGAUCUUUGCAGAAGACAUUGAUCGGCUAAAAAGAGAUCAUCAGAGGGAAAAAGAGCAAUUAGUAGCUGAAAAUGAGGAACUGGAGCUUGUGCUUAACAACCUAAAACACGAUUCCACCGUCACAAAAGAAGAACUCGAGGAUACCACUCAACGUUUACAGAAGAUCGAGCUUGCAAAGACGAAGAUAGAGAAGGAGCUCGCGGACCUGAAAACCCAAUUCGAGCAGGAACAACUGGAAAACGUCAGAAAUGGCACUGAAAAAGACAAUUUGAUCCAAGAACUCACAACCAAACUGGAGGAGGCCCAACAAUCUAACGAAAAAACCCAGCAGGAAUUAGCAACAUCACAGUCGCAGGCCGCUGCCAUGAAAAACGACGUCUCGCAGAAGGAAGCAUUGCAGCAAGAAUGCAAGGAAAAGGUCCUGCAGAUCGGGAAACUGCGUCACGAAGCCAUCAUACUGAACGAGCAUUUAACUAAGGCCUUGGCCAUGCUCAAGAAAAGCAGCGACUCUGAAAACGUCGACAAAGAGCUCAUCUCAAACCUGUUAAUCUCCUUUGUGUCGAUUCCGCGCGCAGAUCCCAAAAAAUUCGAGGUCUUGGAGCUCAUUUCCAGUUUUUUGAACUGGGACGAUGACAAAAAACAACAGGCAGGUCUCAUCCAUUCUGCAAAUGGCACAAAGCCUGCAAGCGGAGGCUCAAGAACCCAGAAUUUCGUCUCACUGUGGACAGAAUUCCUCGAAAAAGAGAGCGAAAAAUGA
Messenger RNA from Lachancea meyersii CBS 8951, 1353 nucleotides. NCBI's taxonomy places the organism in Eukaryota, Fungi, Ascomycota, Saccharomycetes, Saccharomycetales, Saccharomycetaceae. The record is from the annotation of a GenBank genome assembly.